AUGAAUGAGACCGUAUAUAUAUAGGAGGUGUCCCCACCACCACGUUUGUUAAAACUCAAAAAAUUGGUAGCGGCGGCAACAAUCCAACGCCGUUGCUAACUUCGUAAACGUCACACUCCUUCACCAAUUCGUCUUCUAUUAUUUUCUCCGUCAAAUCUCAAUCAACCCUUUCGGAAGAAGAAGAAGUAUUUCUUAAUUCUUUGAUCAAUUCUACGAUUGAAUUAAACCGACAAAACAACUUCUUCCUCUUCUGCCGCUUCAUCAUUAGCUACCAAACCUGAUUCUUAUGACUUGAUAAUUCUUUGAUCAAUUCUACAAUAUCAUUGUGUGCUAGUUGAGUUGGAAUUUUGACUACAAUUUACCCAAUAUGAGUUUUGAGGACCUCGAAUCUGGCCGGGCUUUGAUUCCUCUUGCGGGGCCUAGGCACAUUGAGCAGGGCCCUUCUCGAGCCCUCGCCGCCGGCGUCUUCAGGAUUAACACCGCCGUCGCAGGCUAUAAACGCCUCGUCAAUUGCAUCGGAACUCCUAGAGAUGCCGUCGACCUCCGUCAUAAUCUCCGUAAAACGAGGCUACAGAUUAGGCAGCUGGUGAAGGAGACUUCGGCAGAGCUUGAUCGUGUCCGAGAAACCUACAAGUUUAGUGAAGUCAAUGACAGCAAGAAAAUUGCUGAUGCUAAGCUCACAAAAGAUUACGAAUCUGUUCUGAAAGACUUUGAAAAGGCUCAGCUGCUUGCAGCAGACAAGGAAAAGGCUUUUCCUCAUCCCAUUGCUAAUAAUGCUCGUCAGCCCAGCAAUAGAGCCAGUGAGCUGGAGAUAAGUUCAUUAAACCCCAUGCAGGCAUCUCUGGUUAGAGAAGCCAACAGACAUGUCAUGCAUAUGGAAAAUGAGAUAGUUCUUAAUGAAGCAAUUAUUGAAGAAAGGGAGCAAGGCAUUAGAGAAAUUCAGAAGGAAAUUGGUGAGGUCAAUGAUAUCUUCAAGGAUUUGGCUCAGUUGGUUAGUGCACAAGGAUCUCUGAUAGGUGAUAUAAGUUCAAAUAUCGAAAGUUCCCAUGCUUCAACUGGUGAAGCUGCUAACCAACUUACUAAAGCAUCCAAUACUCAAAGAUCUACAUCAUCCAUGACAUGUUUGAUGCUGGUUAUUGUUGGGAUCAUUCUGCUCAUUGUAGUUGUUGUUGUUCUGUCAUAAUCCAAGUUUAGACAACAUAUAUUCACUUCAAAGGCUGAGCAUGGUUCUGACUGAUUAGAGAUUAAGCUACUCUCCCUUGCUUCAUCCAGACGCUAGACGUUAUACCACAGGUCAUAGUCAUAUUGCUAGACUGCAAUUUGGGAAGGGUUUGCUGCUUUGCUUACCGGCAGCGGCAGGUACAGAUGAAUAUCAUUUCGUACAAUAUGUAACUUCUUACCAUGUACAUAAAUCCACCGGAGCCUAUUUUUUUGUUUAAAUGGAGAAAGUUUUAUUCUGCGA
This is a messenger RNA of Salvia miltiorrhiza (redroot sage), 1462 nucleotides long. Its product is annotated as syntaxin-21-like. The transcript has 7 exons. The coding region runs from base 368 to 1183 and encodes 271 amino acids. Gene Ontology annotation, molecular function: SNARE binding; SNAP receptor activity. Gene Ontology annotation, cellular component: membrane; endomembrane system; SNARE complex. The record is from RefSeq and is a predicted model, not a curated record. Lineage: Eukaryota; Viridiplantae; Streptophyta; Magnoliopsida; Lamiales; Lamiaceae. Gene Ontology annotation, biological process: vesicle-mediated transport; vesicle fusion; intracellular protein transport.